Molecule: messenger RNA, 798 nt
Organism: Didymodactylos carnosus
Lineage: Eukaryota; Metazoa; Rotifera; Eurotatoria; Philodinida; Philodinidae
Source: the annotation of a GenBank genome assembly
CACUACUAGGUUGGAGCUAGGUAACUAGGUAAAAAGGUACAUUUAGCUAGAUCCAUCAAGUGAAUAACCGCCCGGUUACGUGUGUGUUGGAGCUAGAUCCACUCCAUAGAAAAUUUUUGCUUGGGUACAUACUUCUCUAUUUAAUCCUUUUUGGCAUUUUAAUAAUCUUCUUUUUUAUGUAGCGGUGGAAAUGGUAGAAAAGUGAGUGCAGCACUCGCUUUUAUGGCUAAUCCAGAACUAGUAUUCUUGGACGAACCGACGACAGGUUUAGAUGCAGUUGCAAAACGUAAAUUAUGGGAAGUAAUUCGAGCUGCACGAAAUGCUGGAAUGACUAUUAUUUUGACUAGUCACAGCAUGGAGGAAUGCGAAGCAUUAUGUAAUCGACUUGGUAUAAUGAAACAAGGCCAGUUUUUGUGUAUCGGGAAAUUAAAUGAUUUAAGAGCAAAAUUUGGAACUGGUUAUGCCGUACAAAUUAAAGUUGCGGAAGAAAACAUCGAAAAUAUGAAAAAUAGCCUUAAAUAUGAUAUACCUGGAAUUCUAUUCGAAGAACAACAUAACGGAAUUUUGUUUUGUACAAUACCAUUUAACGCAGUAGAACAGGGCACUAACAACGAUUUAAAACUUGCAAACAUAUUUAAAUUGUUUUAUGAGAAAAAAAGAUCGAAUGAAAUUGAUAGUUACUCAGUGACACAGACAACAUUAGAACAAAUAUUCGUUCGAUUAGCCGGAAAUGAUGACGAUGAAGAUAAAAAAGACGAGGAGAAAGAGGAGUCCAAUUCUGGUAACGAUCCAGUAUAA